CUUGCUUCGAUCCUCGCCGUGAGGAGAGCUGCUAUUUGUGCCAGACAUCUCUGGCGCCAGAUACUACUGACGAGCGAUCUAAAGCAGACGUGUUUUCGUACUCAGCGCACCGUCGCACGAGGAACUGAUAACCACAGUGAAAGAAGCAAACUGCAGUCUGUGCUCGCAUACUACUUGCCGUCAAGCUUUCACGUUGUUUAUUUUUGCAAUACGUGAAAGUUUUGCGAAGUGUAAAAACAAAAGACAAUAAAGCAGCACAAGUGCAUCAAUUGACAGCUGUCGAGCAAGGACCAGCAGUACCCUUGUUCGAACCAGCCGUGCGUGACUUUACCACACCGGUGGACUUCGUAGAGUGGUUCGAAGCUUUUGGGAGGGUAUCCACAAUCCCUCCCGUCUACGAGCGCCAAACGGCCAUCAACAUUUCCAUUGAGCACGGGGUCGAAGUCAAAGGUUUAGAAACAUGCAAGUUAAAGCAUCGUCAGUCAUCUGCUUCUCGUGGCGUGAGAUCGCAGACGCAUCUACCCAUGGCGGACCUCUUCGCCCCGGUGAAAGUGGAGACGAUUCCCUUGUUGAGUCCGACGAUGGAACUCGAAUUGAUGCGCGAACCAUGGUCAUUCCCUCGCGAGCCAGCGAGUUACGCUAUUGUCAAUCCCGUUACAAAUCAACCUCAAGAGCAGCAGCAAACAACGCAUUUAACUCAGCAACAAUUGAACGUCAACGCUACAACCCCAUUGUCCGCUUGGGAGGAGAACUUCCAGGAUCUAAGUGGCUGGUGCAUAGCCGGCAUUCAAGCCCGAUGCGAUUUUCCUGUAGGUGAAUCGAUCAUGGCUUCUAAACUCACAGAUACAAAAAAUGAGGGCAAUAGCGACGUCUUGAUUGUUGAUGACGGGGCGACAAGGGAUCUAAUGAAGACAAAUAAUAAUCACAACAACAAUCUUGGCGGCACGAGCGACGGAGUCGACUUACCGCCACAGCAUGACCAUGCUUAUACAUUAGUUGAUCAUCAGCAACACCAUCAUCAUCAACAGCAAAAUAUGUAUUUCAACAACACUAUUAACACAAAUAGCAAAAGCAGAGCCAUUAACACUUGGAUGAAUUCAAAAGACAUCAAGCCGGAGACAAACGCGAGUAAUAACGUUUGGCAAGAGCUCACUGAUCUUGGUAUCAUUGCGAUACCCAGCGGUAACUCUACCACUGCAACCAUUACAACUGCACCGAUAUAUCAGCCGAAAGCUACAUCUGAUGAGCUUAAAAUGAAACCGGACGUCUUCCAGUCGAUAGAGACUGAUGCGCCCAGUAACUUUGAUUUGCUAUCUUAUCUCAUCGAUGAAGACAUUCCAUCGCCGAACGACAGCAUAUCAACGAAUUCAUCGAGAGUGACUGACAUCAUAAGCAUGCCAUCGACCAACUUGCCCGCUCAUAUAGUAGUAUCACCGCGAACGUACGAACCGAUAGCUAUUUCUGCACCCAACACACCCAGCGAUGCGCUCAAAGCUCGACUUCAAACUGUGGAUUCACCUCUGCCACAUGAAAGUCCUAAGCACUCUCCACAUUCAUCUACGUCAUCCGAGGUCACGGCGCCAACGCGACACUCGUACCGACAACUACGCAACAUCAUUAAAAUCGAGAAACCUGACAGCCCACCUACACCAGUGGAAAGGCGAUCAAUGCGACCUCGGAGAUCACGAACAAUUUCGAGUACGAGCAGUUUCAGCGGAAGUAGUCGAGGUAGAAAGCGUACACUCGAUGAAAGUGAGGAUGACGAUGAGGAAGAUGAGGGUUACAGAGAGGUGCGUGAAAAAAACAAUGAGGCAUCGCGAAAAUCGCGCAUGAACAAGAAAGCCAAGGAAAUGGAAAUGGCCAGGCGAUCAGUCGAACUGGAAAAAGACAACCGGAUACUGAAGAUGAAGGUCGAAGAACUCGAGAAACUAGUUAACUCGAUGCGCAAUGCUCUGUUGCGCUCGGCCCUCAAAAGGGAUGUCAAAACCACUAAUAUGUUCUGAAGCGUUUUGACCCCCUCUGAAACAGGGUUCAGCUUUUGAUUUUUAAUCUUUCUUUUCUAUUUACGUUGACGUGUCGCUGCCAUGGCAGUGUUGGUUGAUUCUGAAUUUUAAUAAUUUCGAUCGAGGAACGAAUAUACGUAAUCAUGUGCAUUUCCAACUAUUCGGGAGAGAUUUAUUUAUAUUUUUACAACAAUUUAUCUGCUGUGAAAGGAGACAUUUCUAAGAUGCGUGGUUUUAUGCAAACGCUUUGAUAAUUCUGUGAUACACAGUUGGACAUUGACAGUGAAAAAUCAAUGAUUUAUGAUUUACAAGCAAUUAAAUAUAUUAUUGUUCCUAUUAAAAAGACACAAUAUGUUUUGCAUUAUAUAAAUAUAUCCAACUGUGUACUCAUUUAAUAUAAGAUGAUAAUUGUACGUAACUAAUGAGUUACGUGUUCUAUUAUUUUUAAUUAUUAGACACUGCUAUAUGAUAUAACAAGUAGCUGUCAACAUAAAUGUUGACGAAAACGUUAUUUUGAAAGUUCACAAAGAUAGUUAUGCCUUGAAUUUCAUUUUUAAAAUUAUACCAUUGAUAUUGUAUUUUUCACUGCAGACGACCGUAUUCGGAUGUUUACAUACAGAGUACAUUCGGUCGGUAUAUGGGUCCCAUACGCGUGAACAGCUCCUCCUAGUGUAGUAGUGCUAUUAUAUAAGAGGAGGCAGGAGACGGGAUUGAUUACACUGGAGGAUGACUCACCCUUUAGUAAAACUUUCACUCAUCACAUGGGGUGUAGGUUAGCUAAAUGAAUAGUAGUUUUACUUUGACCCGACAAAGGCAUGGUUUUGACAGCACAUGUUUGUGCCAGCCGUUUCAAUAGCAUUGACAGUGUUCUUAAUAAAAGACUUGGAAAACCAAAAUUUUAUUUAUUAUAAUUAAUAUAUUAUAAUCUGCGUGUAGAUGCGUCGUUUAUUACUCAUUUACCCCACCGAGUGUGCUCUAUAUGUAAAACUCCGAAUACGGCCACUUGCAGUGAAAAUAACUAAUUAUUCUCUAUAUUAUUUACUAAUUUUGUUUUUAUUUUAUGGGAAUUUGGAUGAAUUGUAUAUGUAAUUUAUGUUAAUUUCUGUCGAAGUUUUUAAAUGACAGUGACUUUAUGAUAAGCACCAAGUGAAACUCGCAUGUGUUUAUUAGAUUUUAUUGACCAAGCAAUUGAACCUUACAAUAUAAACAAAAAAAAAGACAGAAUAUUUUGCAACGAUGAAAAUUUUAUAUUUUUAGAAAACACAGCGAUAUGUAAAUUUUAUUUUAAAAUUUGAAAAAAUCUAAUUUAUAUUUUUCAUAGAUAAUAUACACAGUUAUAAAUUACUUGAAAAUAAAUAAAUUAUAAAAUAGA
Molecule: messenger RNA, 3375 nt
Organism: Phymastichus coffea
Lineage: Eukaryota; Metazoa; Arthropoda; Insecta; Hymenoptera; Eulophidae
Gene: Irbp18
Product: probable serine/threonine-protein kinase ndrC
Exons: 5
Coding region: 525-2003 (492 amino acids)
Biological process (GO): DNA-templated transcription; regulation of transcription by RNA polymerase II
Molecular function (GO): RNA polymerase II cis-regulatory region sequence-specific DNA binding; DNA-binding transcription factor activity, RNA polymerase II-specific
Source: RefSeq, a predicted model, not a curated record